Molecule: messenger RNA, 759 nt
Organism: Cynara cardunculus var. scolymus (artichoke)
Lineage: Eukaryota; Viridiplantae; Streptophyta; Magnoliopsida; Asterales; Asteraceae
Product: auxin-responsive protein SAUR50-like
Exons: 1
Coding region: 24-329 (101 amino acids)
Biological process (GO): response to auxin
Source: RefSeq, a predicted model, not a curated record
GCUAAGCUAGUUCUAAGAAUUCAAUGGCUUUCAAGAAAUCCUCUGGUAAACUGUCACAAGCAGCAGUUUUGAAGCAAAUAGUGAAGAGGUGUUCAAGUUUGGGUAGAAAACACGAGCAAAGCUACGAGGACGUCCCCAAAGGCCACUUUGUCGUGUACGUUGGCGAAAACCGCACCCGAUACGUCAUCCCCAUCUCCUUCUUGUCUCGACCCGAGUUCCAAACCCUACUUCACAAAGCCGAAGAAGAGUUCGGGUUCGAUCACGACAUGGGUCUCACCAUUCCGUGCGAACAACAAGUUUUCGAGUCUCUUACCUCCACGCUUCGCUGAAAACCCGACCCUCCCAUCGACUACUCUUUUCCCUUUCGUCCUUCGAUCAAUUCUUCUGUUUUUUUUUUCAAGAAAGACUCGAAAAAUCGUGUUGAUGUCGUCUUGGUGAUUCACAGAAGAUGCCAAGAACGAGUUUUGAAUGUUGAUUUUUUGAGAAAACCCGACCAUGUAAACAGGCGAAGGCGAAUGUUGAUGGAACAGGUUUAGGGUUUUGUGAUCGGAAGAUCAGGGUUUUCGAGUCGAAGAUGAUGGUCCAAGAGAGAUCGACAAAGUGGGUGCGAAGGAUUUCCGCGACCCGUGUAGGAAUGUAUCUAACCAUUCAGCUAGAGAAUGUUAAAAGAUCAAUCGGCUACAGAUAAAGGGUACGGUUUUUAGAAUACGUUACAAGUUUUGAGUUCAUAAAUCAUGUAAAUUCAACAUGUAACCAAAA